Messenger RNA from Ostrinia nubilalis (European corn borer), 1227 nucleotides. RefSeq names its product lipase 1-like. Gene Ontology annotation, molecular function: hydrolase activity, acting on ester bonds. Bases 1 to 1227 code for a protein of 408 amino acids. NCBI's taxonomy places the organism in Eukaryota, Metazoa, Arthropoda, Insecta, Lepidoptera, Crambidae. The transcript has a single exon. The record is from RefSeq and is a predicted model, not a curated record.
AUGGAAAUAAUUCAAGUCGUCCACGUGUUUACUUUCUUUUGCAUACUUCAUCUCAUUGCUAGUGAUGAGUCGACGUCAGCUCGCGUAAUCGCUACCGACCUACUGGAAGAGGGAAAACUGAAUUUCAGACAAAUUGUCAACCAGUGUGGGUUUGAAUGUGACGUACACGAGGUGGUCACGCACGACGGAUACGUGCUCACGCUGUUUCACAUACCAGGAGAUAAGACGCGACCAGUGUUCCUCCUGUCGGGGAACUUCGGCUCAGCUGACGACUACAUCGCACGAGCCAACAUCUCCCUGCCGAUCAUUCUCGCAAAAGCUGGCUACGACGUAUGGGUGGGCAACUGGCGCGGCUGCAAGUAUGGCCGCCGCCACCUCACACUCGACCCUGACCGCGACCGAGACCAGUUCUGGAACUUCAGCUUCCACGAGUAUGGCCUAUACGACGUACCCGCAAACAUCGACUACGUUUUGAACAAAACCGAAUCGAAACAACUCGCCUGCAUUGCCUGGUCGAUGGGCACCACAGCGUUUUACGUCCUGGGGACACUACGACCGGAUUAUAACGAUAAAGUAUCGGUCCUGAUAUCGUUGGCCCCGAUUGGCACCCUGCACCAUUCCGUGCCCCUUCAACACAUGAUCGUGAUGUUUCCACUCCUGAACGCAUUUUGGGAAAUAACGGACACGCAAGAAAUGUAUGGCGAAAAUUCCACGUUUGUAACAGUUUUACGGUACGUGUGCCGAUCCGAGGAGUUGGGUUAUGAGCUGUGCAUGAAGGGGUGGAUUUUCGAUUCCUUUGGGGCGGAUCCGAAAAAUUUGGAGCGGGAAUUUACCCCGGUGAUGUUCAGCCAUUUUCCGUCGUCCAUCUCCACGAAGGCGAUGCGGCAUAUGGCGCAGGUCGUGAUGGCAAAACGACUCGUGCAGUACGACUACGGGCCGACGGAGAACUUCGAGCGGUAUGGGUCGGCGGAGGCGCCGAGCUACGAGCUGGAGAGGAAUGAUAUGCGCGUGGUGCUGGUGUCGGGCAAGAAUGACGUCAUCUCCACGCUGCCCGACGUGGAGCUGCUGAAGGCUUCGCUGGCCAACGUGGUGGAGCACGUGUUAUUGAAGCCUGCGGAGUUCAGCCAUUUCGACUUCGCGUACGGGAGGAGCUCCCAUAAAGUCUUGUACAAAACACACAUCUUGGGUUUUCUGAAAAAGUAUUUUAGUGUAAAUGAAGAAGAAUAA